Molecule: messenger RNA, 1593 nt
Organism: Asparagus officinalis (garden asparagus)
Lineage: Eukaryota; Viridiplantae; Streptophyta; Magnoliopsida; Asparagales; Asparagaceae
Exons: 9
Coding region: 1-1455 (484 amino acids)
Source: RefSeq, a predicted model, not a curated record
AUGUCUGGAGUUCCAUCGCAGAGUAGAUCACGUAGGAUUAUACAGCGUGGAGACCUACAUCGUCAGGCGAGAGAUCGUAGGAGAGAACUCGAAUCUGCUUAUGUUGCUACAUCCAUACCUAGCAUUGGGGAGUUUACUCCAGUUAGAGAUAUAGACGCAAAUCGACAAGCACCUACAAAGGAAAAUGAUUUACAGACGACCCCCCCUUCACACUCCUUACCUUCUGGACAAUCAUCAUUGCAUUCACGAUCCUCUGUUCGCACUCGAGGCCCCAAUACUGCCCAUAAGCUGAUGCCUGAUGUUGAAAAGGGAGAGAAGGCAUGGCCUUUGUAUCUCAAUAAUAGGGGCCGUCCCAUUGGUGACUAUGCUGAGAAAUGGGGAAAGUAUGUUGGUGAGGAGAGCCGUAAGUACUGCAAAUAUCCUCUCCAUUUAGAAUGGGGUGAUGAACAUAAUAGGUCAUUUGACGAUUUCUUUAUAACAUGUCAGAUGUAUUAUGAGUUUCUCCCCCUAGAUCCUAAUCAACCUCUCUCCCAUCAUAUUGUUUAUCGGGGAAUAAAGUCUCAGUUGCAGGAGAGGGUCCGAUAUAAUAGGUGUCAAAUUGAUAAAGACUCAUGGGAUAAGUUGUGUGCUUAUUAUGAUUCAGAGGACAAGAAGAAGGAGGCAAGACGUAAUGUGCAGAAUCGGGCGUCAAAUUUGCAUGGUCGAGCAACCUAUACAGGUGGCUCGAGGAACAUGUGUCGGGCUAUGGAUCAAGUGAAAGCUCAAAUCAUUGAGGAUGGUGGCACACCUACAAUGUUGAGACUAUAUUUGGGUACCCACUCGUCAUCGGUAGAUAAGGUCACCGGAGAGUAUAUAUACCCGGACAACAACACUAAGGAGUAUUGCAAUCGAGUCAUUGAGGAGGCAACCUUAUCCGGGGCCGAUUCAACAACAGAGGAUGAUGCACUUUAUUUCACCCAGAUGUUAGAUUCCCUGCACGGAGGACAUCACGGUGGUUAUGAAAGAGCCAUGGGCAUUGGUGCCACUCGGACUUACUUGAGGGCAUCCUCCAUACCGGAAUUUAGCACUUCUAAUCAGGAGCUACAUCGCGAGGUGGCUGAUCUUAGAACUCGGGUAGCUGAGAUGGAUAGUCUUAGAGCUCGGGUAGCUGAGAUGGAUAGUCUUAGAGAGGAGCUUAGGUCUCAGAUGCAUUGGAUUAAUAACAAUAUGGUUAAUUCUCAGGGAGCUCGUCCUGCCCCCACUCCUAAUGAUCCCCCAGCUUUUACUCGUCCUGCUCCAAUUCCUCAGCCCGUUGCCGAUAUACCACAUUCUGGUCGUCCUGCUUCAACUGCUAACACUUCUACUUCUAGUGCUCAAGGUUUGUCACGGGAGAAUCUUGCUAAGAUAUUUGCAGUCUUGAGGGGUUCGGGCUUGUCCCAGGAGGACAUUCUUCGAGGAAUUUCUUCUGUUCAAUGACUGGAUGGAUCAAGCCACUCCUAUAUUAUAUUUUGGAUGUGUAUGAGUAAUUUUGGAUAUUAGAGACAUAUAUAUAAUAAUAUAUAUUUUCAUUGUGUAUGUAUAUAUACUAUUGGAUAUUUAGCAUUGUUUGAGACA